AUGUCGAUCAAUGCCCAUCCCAGCCCUAAUUUAAAGCAUCAUGAUCACCCGCGUCUCCAGGUUACGUGGCCCUUGCAGCUGUCAAAAGCCACUGAAGAAGGUCAUGAUGGACAUGAAUAUAUCACUCCGAAGCAGAAUAGGAAAGGAGAUGCUCCGGGAAUGCAUGGCCGCGUCCUCGUUCCCUUGGCAGAUGCUUGGCUGGGCUGGGCUUGGCAUUGGUAA
This is a messenger RNA of Penicillium malachiteum, 222 nucleotides long. RefSeq lists its product as uncharacterized. The transcript has a single exon. NCBI's taxonomy places the organism in Eukaryota, Fungi, Ascomycota, Eurotiomycetes, Eurotiales, Aspergillaceae. The record is from RefSeq and is a predicted model, not a curated record. The coding region runs from base 1 to 222 and encodes 73 amino acids.